ACAUGCUCCUCCAUACGAAACUCGAAUUGAUUCACCCAACACCCAGACCACCUCAACGAGUCAGCUUCGUAUUCCGAGAUCGAUCGCACGAAACUAAUCAAGUCUACGUUGUCUCCGGCGAUGGCGCAUGGCGAGUCAUGGGGGUGGGCCACGACGCUCAAGCAGGCGGCCACCAUCAACUCGCUCCCUCCCGAGUGGCUGCCCUUCGUCGACCGCGACGCCCACUGGCCCGCCGCCCUGCGCCAAAGCGCGUCCGCCAUCGAGCUGCAGCUCAACUCCGCCCGCGCGUGUGUCCCAACGACUUCCGCGAAGCACCGCGACGCUGGUAACCAGCUCGGCAGCGCGUCGGUGGACUGUUAUUCGCAGUCGUCGGGUCUGUCGGACGACGAGAUCGCGGUGGCGGCGCACAUGGCGCGGAUGGUGCAGGCGGACGCCUCGUCCGCACCCAACCACGCUCACGCCCCUGCCUCUCAAUCCGGGCCGUUCUUCCAUUUCCUCGAUUGCCACGCCCAAACCGGAUCCCAGCCGUCCGUUGGAGCACCGCAGCCGCCACGGCUGGAGUCCGUCGACUCCUUCAAGAGCCUAGCGGACUUGGCGGCGCGCUCCGCAUUCUCCCCCAACGGUGCCGCGUCCCCCGCUCUCUCCCAGUGCGCAGCUGCGGCGUUUGCGCUUUCGCGAUCGUCCUCCGAAUUGGACGGCUGUGAUCUGAGCUUGUCGCUGGGCAGCCCGUCGAGCAAUGGCGGGGCGGCGGAGGCGGACAUGGCAUGGGCGGCGGGCGAUGCGGAGGCGUGGGGCGCGGAGAUGUCGAUGGAGCAGUCGGGGGAGAGCGGGCAGGGAGGGUGCACGCGGGGUGGCGGGCAGCAAGCCGACAGCGCCUGCGCCGACGGCUGGCUGCUCCUCGCGUCCGUUGCGGGCGGGCAGUCGCACACUCGCUGACGUGGCUUGGCGUGGAAAUAUCUGAUACGCGAUACUGCUAGGCUGCUAGGGUAGGCUAGGCGGCAGGAUAGAUAAAGUAGACUGUAUCAUAUCGACGUACUGUACAAAAAGGAUUGUUUUGACCAUUCCUUGCCUCCGAUUCC
Closterium sp. NIES-67 is the source of this 1079-nucleotide messenger RNA. The record is from the annotation of a GenBank genome assembly. Lineage: Eukaryota; Viridiplantae; Streptophyta; Zygnematophyceae; Desmidiales; Closteriaceae.